Molecule: messenger RNA, 1250 nt
Organism: Cherax quadricarinatus
Lineage: Eukaryota; Metazoa; Arthropoda; Malacostraca; Decapoda; Parastacidae
Source: RefSeq, a predicted model, not a curated record
UAAUCUCCAAGAGAGUUAUAUUAUACUAGGUUGUACUGGUAAUCUGUAUAUCUUGUUACUCUUGUUAGUAUAUUCCAACCUCACUAUAAUCUCCAAGAGAGAUAUAUUAUACUAGGUUGCACUGGUAAUCUGUAUAUCUUGUUACUCUUGUUAGUAUAAACAUCAGUAAUGGAUUCAUCAAAUAAAUACAAGUGUAUGCCAGACAAUGCUGCUAAAAGGAAGAGAGAAGAGGAAAACUUUAAGUUCCCUCCCUCCAAAAAAUCUAAUGAAGGAAAAAUGAGCAACAACACUUGUUGUCAGGACAAGAAAAAUGAGACAAAAACAAAGAAUGAAAAUCUUCUUUCUGAUCUGUUGGUCAGUUCUUCAGACGAAUCUUCUGAGGACGAAUAUAUGGAUAAGAAGUGUGUGCCAGACAAUGAUGCUAAAAGGAAGAGAGAAGACGAACAUUCUCUGUUUCCUCCAUCCAAAAAAUGUAAGGAAGACAAAAUAAGGAACAAUAAUUCUGAUCUGGAAAACGAAAAUGAAACCAAAUUAAAUUAUGAAAAUGUUGUCUCUGAUUUAUUCCUCAGUUCUUCAGACGAAUCAACAGACAGCGAAUCAACGGACAGCAAAUCCACUGAUAUGGAAACCACUGAUAAAGAAGCUAGUGAAGGUGAGGAAGAGCUUGAACGGCAGGGACAAGAAGCUAGUGAAGGUGAGGAAGAGCUUGAACGGCAGGGACAAGAAGCUAGUGAAGGUGAGGAAGAGCUUGAACGGCUUGAUCUUUUGGAAAACAUAGAGUACAUUUUGCUAAAAUACAGUCUUAAUAGGUUAAUUAAUAAAAUAUGUUAAUAAAAAUUAUGGUGUAAACAAUGCGAAGACUGCGCCUGCACAGAGGAGACUCACCAUUGAUUUACCUGGAGUUUACCUGGAGAGAGUUCCGGGGGUCAAUGCCCCCGGAACUAGAGGUAAAAUUGUGUUGACACCUCUCAAAUAGGAGCCGAAAUUGUUGAAUGUGCAUUCCUGCAUAACUUGAGUAUCAGUCGACUGGACAAGACAGCUCCAGGAACCUCAGAUAAGCCUUAUGUUGUAACCUGGCCAGUGUUAUUUUCAUAGAUAGACAGUGAGGUUUUCUGAGUAUGAUACACAUUAAUCUCCAGUCAAAUUGGUGAGUGAUAUUAAGAUAUUCUCCUUCUGUUAUGCAAAUUGUAUAUAUAUAACCCUUUAUUAAUUUUAAUAUACAAUCCACAAAUUUAUAUAUUUAACAGAAU